This is a messenger RNA of Prunus avium (sweet cherry), 4673 nucleotides long. The record is from RefSeq and is a predicted model, not a curated record. NCBI's taxonomy places the organism in Eukaryota, Viridiplantae, Streptophyta, Magnoliopsida, Rosales, Rosaceae.
CGAAGUAUUUGAUUUUCUUCAAAAAGUCAUAAAACCAAAAACCAUUCUCUCUCGCUCGCUCACGUAAUUUAGACUCUCCUCGCAAAACCCAAAAUCAGAAAACGACAAAAAACAAACCCCUAACCCUAGAUUUCCCGGAUGGCCAGCGACGCCCAAGACUCGCAUCGGAAGCACCGCCGGGCCUCUUCCUCCGACGACGAGGCCGAGAAGUCGUCGAAGCGCCAUAAGCACCGUCACCACCAUCGCCACCACCGUCACCGUCAUGGCAGCAAAAAGCGCGAAGACGAAAUCAAGGCCGCCGUUGACGAUAUUGAAGCUCCUCUGGCGCCUGUUCUGUUAUCUUCUUCAGGUGCGAAUAGUUCUAGGCCAGAUGAAGACGUGGAGGAAGGCGAAAUUCUCGAGGAGGAGGGUGUCGGUGGUCACGACGACGGCGUCUUGAAGACGACAGCCGGCUCUGAUGCCGAGUCUGGUGAAAUUGAGGCUCUUGGAGUUCGCGAUCAGUCUGAUAAUCGAAAUCUGGGAAUUUUUGUCGAUAACAUUGAUAAUAAUUCAAAAACCAUGAGAGAGCACUGUAGUGACGAUGAUACUCGAAUUCAUGUUCAUGGUAAGUCUCGGGAUGAGACUGGGUUGCCUAGACAUUCCAGUGUUGAGCCUCAAGAUGAUUUAGCUUCCAGAUUAGGCAUAGAGGAUCAUGCCAAUGGCGAUUCCCACCGGUUUCACAAAGAGGAGAAGAGGCGGCACAGGGAAUCUAGGUUGCCUUCUAAAGAAAGUGAUAAGCGAAAGCAUUACUAUGAUGAUGAAAAAGUGGAUGAUGAUAGAAGCAAAGUAGCUAAUCGAAAAAAGACAUCCUCUGGAAGUAGUGGAGACAAGCACAAGACCUUGGUAUGUUCAUCAUCUCAUGAUAGGUGCGGGGAUGAUUUACAUGGUAGGAGCAGAUCAAGGUCAUAUGAUCAUGUGAGGGAGAGAUCAUGCUCCCGCAGUAGAGUAGAAGAGGAGGCCCUUUCUAAAAGGAGACGUUAUCAUGAACGAGACACGGCAGUAUCUUUAGAGAAAAGUAAGGCUACGUUCGACUCUGGUGAUGAAGGAAUGGUUCGGAGGCAUGACAGUGAUGAUUUGGCUAGGGAUGAUGAACGAGACCAGAGUAUUAGUUAUAGUAGAUACUCUGUGUCCGAUCGUACCAGAGAGAGAGAGAGGAGUAGGGAGAGGGAGGUGGAUAGGAUUCAGAGAAGGGAGAAAGAACAAGAAAGGAGCAGAAAUAGGGUUCGGAGAAGGGAUGGAGAAAGAGAAAGGAGUAGUGACAGGGAUUUGGUCAGGGACAGUAGAAGGGGAAUUGGACGAGACGAUAGCAGGGAAAGGAGAAGGGAAGAGCGACAUAGGAGCAGAGACACGGAGAACAGGGACAGAAAAAGGGAGGAAGAAAACGAUAGGAGCAGGGACCGGGUCAAGGCUGAUAGGGACAGAGAUAUGGAGAGGGAUCGAGAUAGGGACAGAGUUACAGACCGGAAAUGGGAGAGGCGAGAUGAUAGAGACAGGGGUAAGGGCCGAGAUAUGGAGAGGGAGAAAUAUGAAAAUCUUGAAGACAGCUAUGGAAAUCGAGAUAGGAAUAAACAUUCUGGUCGAUCAAGGCAUGAUGAAGAAAAAUACAACCAGGACAGAAGAAGAAAAACUGAUCCAGCAAAGUUUCAGAGUUCAAACAAUUAUGCUGGGGAAGGGGUUGAAGACAGACCAAAAAGAGGUGAAGAUGAACAAGAAGACAAUGAAGAGAGGGCCACUUUACAAUUUGCUGAGCAGGAAGAGGAAGAUCUGAACAGGAUCAAGGAGGAGAGUCGAAGAAGAAGGCAAGCAAUCUUAGAGAAAUACAGAAAUCAGCAGUCACAGCAAACAAAUGAGUUACAAAAAACUGAGUCACAGUUACAACAACGAAUUGAGCCUCAGGCUCUUUUGGAGGGUGUGGAGAAAGACAAAGAUCCUCAAGUUCAUGCAACCGAAUCAGCUGGUGUUGCCAAAUCUGGUGCAGAAACUGAUGAUGGCAGGAGUGAUGAAGAUGUGUCUCUUGCUGUAUUUUCCAUUUCACCUCAGCAGAAUGGUGAUGCUGCUUCUAGGAUGACGUCUGGUGCCACUGGGCUUGGAGAGGGUACUCCAAAGAGUGAAAGAUCUGAUGGCAUUUUCUGUGAUGAUAUCUUUGGUGAGACCCCAGUUGGAGUUAGAAAAUUGGGCAAAGGGGAUGGUGUUCGAAUUGAAAGGAGUGGUCUUCAUGACAACUGGGAUGAUGCAGAAGGGUACUACAGCUACCGGUUUGGGGAACUACUUGAUGCCCGAUAUGAAAUUGCUGCUGCUCACGGAAAGGGUGUCUUUUCAACCGUAGUUCGUGCAAAGAACCUUAAAGUUGGUAAUGGUGAACCCGAUGAAGUGGCAAUUAAGAUUAUACGUAGCAAUGACACUAUGUACAAGGCUGGUAUGACGGAGUUGGCCAUAUUGAAGAAAUUAGUAGGUCAAGAUCCAGAAAAUAAGCGCCACUGUGUUCGUUUUCUAUCAAAUUUCAAGUAUCGAAAUCAUCUUUGUUUAGUUUUUGAAUCUCUUCAUAUGAAUCUCCGUGAGGUCUUAAAGAAGUUCGGGCGCAAUAUUGGUCUUAAGCUAACUGCUGUGAGAGCAUAUGCCAAGCAACUUUUUAUUGCACUGAAGCAUCUAAAAAACUGUGGUGUUCUUCAUUGUGAUAUAAAGCCAGAUAACAUGCUGGUAAAUGAGGCUAAAAAUGUGCUGAAGCUUUGUGAUUUCGGUAAUGCCAUGUUUGCUGGAAAGAACGAAGUUACACCAUACUUAGUCAGCCGCUUUUAUCGUGCACCUGAAAUAAUUCUUGGCUUGUCUUAUGAUCAUCCAUUGGAUAUCUGGUCAGUUGGUUGCUGUUUGUACGAACUCUCUACCGGAAAAGUUCUUUUUCCUGGUGCUACAAACAAUGAUAUGCUACGUCUUCACAUGGAAUUGAAAGGUCCAUUCCCAAAGAAGAUGCUUCGGAAGGGAGCAUUUACCCAUCAACAUUUUGAUCAGGAUCUGAACUUCCAUGCCACAGAAGAUGAUCCUGUUACAAAGAAGACUAUCAAACGGGUGAUUCUCAAUAUAAAGCCAAAAGAUAUUGGAUCGAUUAUUACAGGUUCUUCUGGUGAGGAUCCAAAGAUGUUAGCUGAUUUUAAAGAUCUUUUAGAUAAAAUGUUUGUGUUGGAUCCAGACAAGAGGUUGACAGUAUCACAAGCUUUGAGCCAUCCAUUCAUCACUGGCAAGUGAACCCUGUUGCUGAUUUUCUGACUCCAGAAUUCCUGUUCCGCUAGAUAUUUGUACAUUUUGACCUAAUUCAUACAGUUUCUAAUCUUUGGGCAUUAUCUCUCUUCUCUGUGAUGGCCUGAGAGCUUUGACACAGUUUUGGCAUGGUUGAAGUCAAAAGGGGUGAUGUUUGGUCAGGAGUACUCAUUACUGGCGGGUUCUUUCAGUGGAGUGUACUGUUUCUAUUGAUAUGUGCCAUUGCUUUGAGGCAACACUCCAGUGCUUAGAUGCUUAAAAGGAACCCAGGAGAAGGCUCUUGCACAGGAGGCAUGUGGCUGCUGCCGGAUCUAAAAGAUAAGAGGUAUGGCCCCCAUGCUCCUGCACUACUUGUAAGUAUAUUCAAAGCAUAAAUUUGUCUAUUUGGGUACUUUUUGUGUUCAUUGUGUCUAGUGUAAUUUUUCACUUCGUAUUCUUUGAUUGGCUAUUUACUUAUUGAUUUUUGCUAAAUCCAUAGAUUGCAUUCUAAUUUGUGUAACAAAAUUCUUUAGACUUGUGUCUGGUGCCUGUAAUGCUGAGAUAUUCUGAUAUGAUCAAUCCAUUGAGAGGUUGUAUACCCUUAUGGCAGUGGGAGCAACCUUUUUGGGCUGUGUCUGUUUCAAUGAAUGGGAAUAUAAAAUACACAAUAAUUUAAAGUAAAUAGGGGCCUAAUAUAAACAUAAUUUAAUUUGUAUAAAUAAACUAAAAUAUAGUUAAAGAAAGUAAUUUCCUUUGAAACUAAUGUAGUUUGUGGAUGUGCGCGUAACCUUUUUAUUUCAUGAAAUUGUUGUCCAGCACUUUCGAACAGCUGUCUUCAGGUUCCUUCGAUAGGCUAUUUUUGUGUUGCAUCUGUUGGCUUAAAAAAUAUCUGGAUACUUUCUUUUGGAAAGUGUUACUUGUGCAGGUGUGUUUUUAUUUUCUUGACUUCUCCAAUACAUUGGUUUUUCUUACCACCCAAUCAUCUGUCUCAAGUUCUCAACCUUCUUAUCUUCAGUAUGUGGGAAUGUUUUUUUUGUUUAUUUAUAAAGAAUAGCUGCUCUAUUCAAAUUUCUAAUUUCUCUGUUCGCUUAUUUGGUAUUCUUUUAUCACAAAGGAUGUCAUUGGCUUGUGUUUCGUUUGUCUAUUUGGUUAUGAUUCAUCCUUUUAUUUCUGCCAUUUUUCAUCAUUGAAUUUAAAAGAACUUGAAAAAGUCAAAGACUAGUUUUGUUUUUAAUCAAAAUCAAGAGACUAAGAUGAUGUGAACCCUUGAAACCAUAAGAAACUUGCAUAUGACCUACAGCCGUUCAAAAUAACUCAAGAAAAUAACAUAAAAAGACAAAAUCCCAACUAAUAGGCUGCUAGAGUUCUGGAACAGUACCCCAAAAAUCCAUAAAAUUGUCAUC